UUGGAGCACAAGGAGUAAGAACAACAGAGAAGCAAAGAUGAGUCAUGAACAACAAGAGUCAGUCUGUGAAAAGCUCUCAAGAGAAUUCAAAGAUUUCAAAUGGAGGGAAAUGUUCACAUGGAAGCUUCUGAAAACAAUAGCCAUGGGUCAGGGUCUCUCAGCACUGAUUUGUGGAACUGCAGUCACAUCUCAGUACCUGGCCACAGAUUUUCACCUGGACGUACCAAUGCUUCAGAGCUGCAUCAAUUAUAUACUUCUUUGCCUCACAUACACUACUGCACUUUGUUUCAAAAGAGGUGAUGAAAAUAUUCUGCAGAUCUUAAGGACAAAAUGGUGGAAGUAUGUAUUGUUAGGGCUGGUAGAUGUGGAGGCAAAUUAUGCAGUGGUGAAGGCUUACCAGUACACCACAUUAACCAGCAUACAGCUUUUGGAUUGCUUUAUUCUUCCAAUGCUGUUGAUCCUAUCCUGGGUCUUCCUGAAAACACGCUACAGAAUCAUUCACUAUGUGGCUGUGUGUGUGUGUCUGGGGGGUGUAGGAGCCAUGGUAGGGGCAGAUCUAGUCUCAGGGAGAGACCAAGGAUCAAGCAGUAACAUUCUGUUGGGCGAUGGCCUAGUUAUCAUCAGUGCCACUCUGUAUGCAGUCUCCAACAUGUGUCAGGAGUACAUUGUGAAGAAAAGGAACCGGAUGGAGUAUCUGGGCAUGGUCGGCCUCUUUGGGACACUGAUCAGCGGAAUACAGCUAGGUAUUUUAGAACAUAUGGAGGUGGCAAAUAUUCAGUGGACAUGGCAAAUUGCUCUGCUCCUGUGUGGCUUUGCCGUAUGUAUGUAUGCACUGUACAGCUGUAUGCCUGUGGUGAUCAAUAUGACCAGCGCCACGGCAGUUAACCUCUCUCUGCUCACAGCAGAUCUCUUCAGCAUCUUCUGUGGACUUUUCCUAUUCCAGUUCACUUUCUCAGGACUCUAUGUUGUAUCUUUAAUGGUGAUCAUGGUGGGUUUCAUAAUGUUCAAUAUAAUCCCUACACCAAACCAAACUCCUGAACCAGUGACUGAGGAGGGAGGACAUGACAACCAGGCUGCUGAAUUUGAUGAUGAUGAACAAAUGAGCUCAGAAGUUGAGAAUCAAGAGAAAGGUGCAAUUGAUUGCAGUGGAAAGAGUCUUCCAGCUGAGAAUAAAAAUGGAUUUGUUUUAAACAGUGUUCAAAUGUAGCUCUGAGGUAAACAUUCCAUGUGGAUUUAGUUUUAGGUUGAUGCUACUGUAUGUCUCUCAGUGUAGUGUCAUUGCCUGUACUUCAGUUGCAUUUAGUUUACCUUAGGAGUAUGUUGGAUUUUGUCAAAUUUAAAAAUAUCAACUGUAACUCUUUUUAUGUUUUGGAUAUUGACUGGGAUGAACUAGAAACCCAGACUCUCU
This is a messenger RNA of Clarias gariepinus (North African catfish), 1408 nucleotides long. RefSeq names its product info solute carrier family 35 member F2, like (gene slc35f2l). The record is from RefSeq and is a predicted model, not a curated record. Gene Ontology annotation, biological process: transmembrane transport. Bases 38 to 1207 code for a protein of 389 amino acids. The transcript has 8 exons. Gene Ontology annotation, cellular component: membrane. NCBI's taxonomy places the organism in Eukaryota, Metazoa, Chordata, Actinopteri, Siluriformes, Clariidae. Gene Ontology annotation, molecular function: transmembrane transporter activity.